AUGGAUCAAGACGACAAUAUCAGUACUUCAAACAGCAGUUACGGACAGAACACGACGUUAACCCUGGAUCUUGCCUCAGACUGUAUCCCAUGGCUCGUGAUAUCCAUAACUGAGUGCUUGGCCAUAGUCAUCUGCAAUUUGAUCACCGUUAUCGUGUUCGUAAAGCAGCGUCAGCUACAGCGUCGGAGCACAUACUUGAUCAUCCAUCUGGCAAUAGUCGAUCUAUUAUUCGGUGCAGUUUCCGGUCCUGUGAUUAUUAGUGAUCUAUUGGGGUCUUACUGUGAUUUAUGGAAGUACAAUACUGAAAUCUUUCCAUUAGCAAACCUUUUUCCAGUCACUUCUAUUGUUAAUCUCGCAGUCAUUUCAUUGGAAAGACUGCAUGCAACAUUCUCUCCAUUUAAGCAUCGCUUUGUCAAGAAAUGGGUUUAUGGAGUAGUAAUUGGUACUAUCUGGUUAAUGACUUCAUCGAGGGAGACUGUUCAAGUUAUCGUAUAUAAUACAGAAAGUGUCGUGUCUCCUGUCACCAUUGCAAUCUCGCCAUACACAUAUUGGUCAGUUUCUCUUUUAGUCAUCUGCAUCUGUUAUAUUUCAAUUUUUAUAAAAGUUCGACGCAGCUCUAAUCCUCAACGCCACGGUGCAAUCAACAGAGAAAGAAAACUGACAGCUACGUUACUUUGGGUUACGCUUGCAUCGUUACUGACAUGGCUGCCAUUUAUUGUAUUUAGCCUAAAUACAAACGCUCUUAACUUGAGGUCUUUCUUUCAUAUCAGGAUGACACUGGCGGCGCUAGUUGGUGCCAAUUCCUUGUUAAAUCCAAUUGUGUAUGCCCUCAGGAUGCCUGAUUUUCGAGAUGGAAUAUGUCGAAUAUUCCGUAGGACUCCAAGGCAAAUCGCUCCAGGCAGUUUACCGCGUCGAAAUCCUCUGCACACGAGUAGACUAGAUGAUGAUGCCUGA
Pocillopora damicornis (cauliflower coral) is the source of this 954-nucleotide messenger RNA. RefSeq names its product QRFP-like peptide receptor. Gene Ontology annotation, biological process: G protein-coupled receptor signaling pathway. Gene Ontology annotation, cellular component: plasma membrane. The record is from RefSeq and is a predicted model, not a curated record. Gene Ontology annotation, molecular function: G protein-coupled receptor activity. NCBI's taxonomy places the organism in Eukaryota, Metazoa, Cnidaria, Anthozoa, Scleractinia, Pocilloporidae.